CCGCUGGCGCGCGAGUUACGAUUGUCGGUCGGAGGUUAAGUUCUUUCAUGGUGCACGAGACGUUGUGUCGCUAAUGCGCGGACGACUGUGCGAAUUCGCGCGUAAAGAACGUCUUGGAUCGGUACCGAGGCUGUCGGGUCACCAGAAAAACAAGAGAGACGAUCAUCGCUGGCGGCGUGACAGCGCUGCCGAUUCGCGCGGAGUUGUCGAACGAGAGGAAGGAGGUUAGACUAUGGCGAAGUACCUGAUACAAAUCAUCGUAAUGGGCUCGCAGGUCGUCGGCAGGGCGUUCGCGCGUGCGUUGCGCCAGGAAAUUGCGGCGAGCCAGGAAGCGGCGCGACGGGCGGGCGGCGGUAAACAAGGCGCGCAACACGCCGCUGCCAAUACCCGGACCGGAAUCUCGUUGGACGAGGCGCUGCGUAUCCUGAACGUGGAUCGUUCUGAUCAGACGGAUCUAAUCGAGAAAAAUUACAAGCAUCUCUUGGAGGUCAAUGACAGAUCGAAGGGCGGUUCGUUCUACCUGCAAUCCAAGAUUGUCCGUGCCAAGGAGCGCAUUGAUGAAGAACUGAAAAACCUCAAAGCGUCAGCACCACCACCAGGAUCGCGGACAAGUAGUCAAGAAGGUUCCAAACAGCCAUAACGACUUGCUACUAAUCUAAAUUAUUUACAUUUCUAGAAACUCUGUACAUAAUAAUAAAUAGAGAGUAAAAUGUCCUUCUGGUAUGUUGAUCAGAA
This is a messenger RNA of Pseudomyrmex gracilis, 735 nucleotides long. RefSeq names its product mitochondrial import inner membrane translocase subunit Tim16 (gene blp). Gene Ontology annotation, biological process: protein import into mitochondrial matrix. The record is from RefSeq and is a predicted model, not a curated record. The transcript has a single exon. The coding region runs from base 233 to 640 and encodes 135 amino acids. NCBI's taxonomy places the organism in Eukaryota, Metazoa, Arthropoda, Insecta, Hymenoptera, Formicidae. Gene Ontology annotation, cellular component: TIM23 mitochondrial import inner membrane translocase complex.